Molecule: messenger RNA, 6050 nt
Organism: Mya arenaria
Lineage: Eukaryota; Metazoa; Mollusca; Bivalvia; Myida; Myidae
Product: baculoviral IAP repeat-containing protein 3-like
Exons: 11
Coding region: 768-2786 (672 amino acids)
Biological process (GO): regulation of cell cycle
Cellular component (GO): nucleus; spindle microtubule; cytoplasm
Source: RefSeq, a predicted model, not a curated record
GUAUAAAAGUUUAUAAACAUCCCAAUGUUACAUUCGAAAUGCAAAAAACGUUCGUGUACUACGAAAAUGAUGUAGUUAAUAUUGGCAUUGAUUUAAUAAAUCAUGCACAAUGUUCAAUGCACUAAGAUUGACUUUUUCUCUUGAUAAUCUCGAAUUGCUAAGAACUACAAUCAAUUAAAACACUGUCUUAAUUAACAAACGCUUGGUAUCCAAAUUUACAAUGGCAUACACACUUCUACCUAUACAGCACCGUUCUGUACCUGUGAAGUGUGUAAAUAAAUAAUAUAAAUAAGAAUAUGUAUUUUCAUAAUAAGACAUUUCCGAAAAAUUGCGUUUGCUUUUUAUUGGUAAUCUGAUAAAAUCUGCUUUCGUAAAAUUUGCUCAACUCCUAAUUACACUUUCCCAUGUCGCAACGGAUAUAUGCAUUGUGCUUGCUAAAAAGAGAACCUCAAAACGAAAUAAAGAAAAUGAGUUCUAUUACAAUCUUUAGUUUUGUUUCGGUCCUUCAAACGACUGUGGACGGCCCAUAAUAUAAGGGAUCAUAGUUCUGAUAGAACGCAAAACAACCCAUAUAUGACACGCAUAAGAAACAUCGAUUGCAGAGCAUACCAAGAGGUGAAUGUAGUGGUAUUCUGUACAAAACGAAUGAUGCAGUAACAAUCAAAAUUUCAAGAAACAUUUCGAAAAAAAACAUCAGGAAGAGAGUUCAGACGAUAAAAACCAUACAAUAUAUAUUAGGGAAAGUUCAAUCAUUCGACGGAAUUUACAUGAAAGGCGACGGGAUGUAUUUAAUAUUCAACCCUUCAAAGAAUUAUCAAAAGGAAGCACAGGCAUACAGCAAUGUAUCCCUGAAAACAGCUUGUCGCUUCUAUUCGGAUCUUUCUCUAUUUGUUCCUAGUGGCAGUGUAACAAGCGUUUGUAUCAGAAACGAAACUUCAUUUUUUCUAUUUGAAAGGCUUGAUGACUAUUUAAACGCAAGUAAAGAUAACAAGAAGUUUUUUAGAGAAAGGUAUUUCUAUUUAAGAGAUAUAAGUGUACCUGUAACUGAUAUACAAAGUUUUCUGGAUCAGAUUGCUGUUUGCAGACAAACCUUUGUUAGUGAGGCUAACAUAGUAUCAUUGGUAAGAGAUCAACGAACUGAAAAUGUUAGCAUAGACAGAACAAGAAUGCCAAAUAGCCACAAAAGACGCACUCGGAAUUCAAUUGUAGCACCUGUACAGCGGGAGAUUCACAAUAACCCUGUUACAAGAACCCAUGAAGAAACCGGUGUCAAUCAGACACAUGGUGAUCAUCAGUCUUUUCAAAAUAGGUUUUUAACUGGUCCAUCGGAGGAAGAUAUCAUUCGCUACACUCCAAAUCUGUAUCGUGCAUUAUCGGAUACUACGAUAGAUGGAGGAACAAACAGUUUCAUGAAUUUUAACAGUUCUCAUUCAAACGAAACGUCAAUUGCAGCUGAACACGUACAACGUUCAGUUAUUGCUCAAGCAUCGCCGGAUGACAACGAAGUCAUCUUCCAACCUUCUUAUUCAGUUAGCAGUACUAAUCAAAGUCUAUUAACGGAACAGAUAAGUAGACAUACGACAAACCUCGACGAACAACAACAAGGAAUGUUAGAUCGACAUAUCCCAGACAGACUACCGCAGUUUACACCUCGACAGAGAGCCCGGUAUCCAGCAUACGUGGACAAAUCGACACGUCAAAGAAGCUUUGCAUCUUGGAGGCGGCAGCUACCAACUCCUACUGCCUUAACUGGGGCUGGAUUCUUCUUCACUGGUAAAGACGACUUGGUAAGAUGUUACGAAUGUGGAAUCGGGCUAAAAGAUUUCAGUGAUGGAGAUGACCCAUUGCGGGAACACACUCGGAAUGCACCUAAGUGUCGAUUCAUUGUUGACUAUUUUGGAAGCCAGAGCAACAUAGACGCUUACAAUAGUAGGAUGGAAGACCCAGACGAGAUUCGAAGAAGGGGAUUGACUUGGUUUCUGGAUGCAAAAGGAACUUGCGUGACACAGUAUCAAGCGAGAAACGAGAGCUUCCGGUCAUUUGAGUCAAGAUUUUCAUCGUACAAAACGUGGCCAAUGUCUGCUGUUCAGAGGCCAUAUCAACUAGCGGAAGCGGGGUUGUACUACACGGGCCGCGAAGACCAUGUUCGCUGUUUUGCUUGUGAUGGCGGUUUGCGGAGAUGGGAUCCGGAAGAUGACCCAUGGAUCGAGCACUGCAAAUGGUUUCCGGCAUGUCCGUUUGCGCGGGAGCAAAAGGGAGACGAAUACAUUGCUCUAGUUCAAGCCACAAUGGACACCGACAUAGCAUAUAGCGAACAAAAUGGUUGCAGUGAACAAACGAGUAUAUCACAGUCCAAUACUGACCUAGUUGCAAGAGUGGAGAAUCUGAAUAUUAAUACCACAGAUAUCGAAGAGCUAAGACGGACCUGCACAAUCGAUAUGGGGUUUUCUAGCCAAGACUUUGACAUGGCGAUUAUUCAGUUAUCUGAAAAAGGAAACUCGCGUCCGACGAUAGAAGACUUGAUAAAUACAUUUGAGAUCCUUGGUCAGCGACAGGAAAAUCAUGCGGCAAAACAAAGAAGUCUUACUGAAGAUAACUUACUUCAAGAAAACCAGCGUCUCCGCAGCAUGUUGAUGUGUUUUAUCUGCCAAACAAACCAAGUCAAUGUCUUAUUUCUCCCGUGCAAUCACCAUCGAUUGUGUAUAGAUUGUGCCAGAGAAUAUUUCACAGCAUGUCCAGUAUGUCACAGACCCGUCAACGAUAUAAUUAAGACCUUUAUGGGUUAAGAAGAAAACGCGCAAAAAUACGUAAAAUACACAAGGUUGCAUUAGAUAUUGCUUCAGCUUAUUGUUCAAUUAGGUGGUUGCAUUUCUAUAAAUAAAUGUUUAGUUCAUGUUAGCUGUAUCAGACCUAUUCAUCCGAGUACCAUUGAAAAUGGCAUUCAAAAUUAAUGCCAAUGUAAACGUUCCUGUAGAAAUAUGACCCAUACUAGACGAUGUUUCUUGCCAAACAAUAGGAGGGGAGUAAUUACGACAGGAGUAACCAUGCCUACUUCUACAGCGAAAGUCCACUAAUAGGAUAAGAGGGAACCGAAAAGGAUGUGGACAACUGGAAUUAUUCGCGUGACUCUAGGUGAUUUAAGGUAUUUAUAUAUAGUUUUUUAUAUACUGAGUAUAAAUAUUAUACAUGAUGCGGUUACAGAAAUUAUAAAAAGAGAACAGUAAACUAAAGGCUAGUAUUAGGCGGAUAAUAAGGCCAACGAUGAUCUGUACGAGAUAGGUUGAUGAAUGGUAUUCCAUGGUAUCCCUGGGGACUCUGGUGUCCGAUCUGCGACAAUAGAAAGAAAGAUCAUCGACAAUGCCCCAAAAUGGAAAAUACACAAUAACCGUUCAACAUUGAUUUACUCCACCGAUGUGGCAAACUGACCACAAUCGACAAAGUGUAAGCGAGUGGUCGUCGAAUUUACUAACUCGGAGACCCGUAAUGGUGUAUUUGAUGCCAGAAAAUACUUUAUGGCUAGAUUCCUUGUCAAUAAAUUGCGUACAAGGCAAUGGGAAUAACUCUCAUAUGAGGCUCGUAAACUUAAGAGCGAGUAUAAACUAACUAACGUUUUGGUAUUCGGAGGUUAAGUGCUUAAUCUGAUGGCUGUUCAAUCCGGCCAGCGGAAAGUCCACAUUCGUGGCAUGGCGGCUAUCCAGUAUGUGAGAUGGUCACUUUAAUUGCCGCUACUGCUUACCCAUACGUGUACAACUGUCAGAUGGAUGUCCUGAGAUAUUUGUUUUGCAAACGUUGUGUCAUAUAUUAUGUAUUAUUCCGUUUUAAAUAACAGUGUGUUCGAACUUUUCAUAUAAACCUUAAUAUUUACUAAUAGAAUGCACUUACCUGAACAUUUAAUUUUGUCGAUUAUACAUGUUGUGAAUAAUCAUAUCUGAAUAUCAAGUAUUAUUUGUCUAGAUGUAUAGAUCACAGAAAUUGUAUCCGCCAUUGCUGAAUAACACUAUGUUUGUAAAAGUUUUGUCACCACUGAAAACCAACUAUUUUUUUCUAAUUACAUUGUUAGGAUUAGUAGAAGUUUUGUUUUGGGUAUAAUGAUUAUGAACAAUGAUUAGAUUUCGUACCCUGAAAGUAACAUUUAUACUUUGAAAUGUUUUUUGUACAUCCCUUAAGAAUUAAAAAAUGGCGAUCUACACGUAAUCAAAUAUCACUUGACGAACGUUGGUGUUUGUGUUCUAAUGAAAGAGACAUAGCAUGUUAAUUCAAUUUUGUAUAUAAUAUACCAAAAUAAUAUAAACAUUGAUAUUUAGUUUGUAUCUUUUUCCUAUUGCUUUAGUAUUUGACUUUAACUUGUGCAUAUACUGUUUCUUUAGAUUAAAAUAUGUUUCGACACGUGACAUAACUUUAUGUGUUACGACGAUGUACAGUUGUAUAAGUCUUAUAAAUUGUCUGUUCUGUUCAUGUAGUUGAAAUGCAUGAUCUUUUUUUAAUUAUAGCUCCGAACUUGUUUAUGAUAUUUGACGUAAUCGAGCAAAUGAAUUAAUAAGAUACUGAAGGUCAAAAAUGUUUAGAAAGAAAUCAAAAAGAAAACAAUAAUAGUUCUUCAUUGACCUCGAUAGGAUUUGAACUACUUUGCUAAAAUACAAUGGCAAACUAAAAGAAAAACGAAAGUCAGACAGAAAUGUUAGCAUUUGAUCAUCUUUUUCUCCUUAAUUCAUUAAAAAAAUGGGUAAAGGGGUGAUAAUUGGUUGAAGCUAUAUCCCUGACCCGAUUUUGUUUUUUGUUAACAAUAUUUCCAACAAAAAGGGCGAAUAUUAUACGAUGAACGCAACAUUUUCGGAUAUGUUCGAAUUGCCAAUCUUUGCGUAUUAAUACAAUUUUAAAUUGUUUAUCUCGUUAUUGUUUGUAUUGUGUCAGCAGGCCACAUUUAAUUUAAAUGUUGAAAAGCCGAAAGGCCUUCAAUCGAUAUCUGUUCUGCAAACUCGAAAAUGGACCGUUAUGAAUACAAUCAAAUUAAAUGCAUCGUUAUUGUACAUAAUGAAAAACAGAGCGACUUUAAAAAGUGCGAAAGGAAAAGGUCAAUUUGUAACAGGAAACUAACGGUUUCCGUAAACUUCAAACACCUUGGAGUACUUACCAAUAAAUAUAACGGCAUUAGCGAAUAGGUUGACUUUUGUUGUAAAAGAUUACGUUGCACGCAUUUUAGCUUAAAUGAUUAUGGCUUAAAUGACAAGACAAUGCAUCCGCUUGCAUUUCGAUUUACUAUCGGACAAUUAUAAUCUAAAGUUCAUAAUAUCAGUAAGGAAUACAUUCUUAAAACAUAGUAUCAUCAUGAUAAUUUAAAUGGUUAAACAUGGAAUCAGUACAUGUGGUGCUAAAGUCAUGCUUUUUGCAACAGUAAGUUAAUUUCCUUAACCCUUUUUUGUCUUAAAUAACUUAACGAAAACAUAUAACAACACAUACGUAAUAAUUGCACAUCAAUUACAAAAUGAUGCACACUGCAUCAAAUCUUAGCAUUUUAUCCGUGUAAAAGCAUAUUAAAUAUUUGUGAACCAGCUUAACAUUCAAUAUUCAAUUCAGGUUUCUGUGGUAGCUGCUUCUUUAAAAAUUAUAACGUAUAUACUGGAAGGAAAAGUCGAUUCAAUGCUGUCAUGUCUGUAAACACAUUAUAUAUAUGCGAUAUACUUAAGAAGAUAUCGAUUCUUAAACACUACUGUGUAUAUAGCUUUUUAGACGCUACUCGCAUUUUAUAAUAACACAUCCUGUAACUAAUUCUACAUUAAAGUGUGUAAUAUAAUUUUCCCAUUCGCGCAAUAUAGUGAUAAAAUAUACCCAAACCCUACUUAUUUAAGGGAACUCCCUAUUAAAAGUACUAGUUAUGUUACUCAGGUACUUCCUCCAUACAUUCUUUCCUCCUACUUUCUCUUUCUUUUCCCUAUAUCUCCGUAGUACAGGUCAGUCAGUUGGCAGAUAUCCCUCAUUCAUAGAGCUUUAUGACCCCGGUUAACACUUUUAUAAAUGUCUAUUGAAAUAGGCACAUAUCGAAUGAGGGUCGG